Messenger RNA from Cucumis sativus (cucumber), 1050 nucleotides. Its product is annotated as exopolygalacturonase. The transcript is spliced from 4 exons. The record is from RefSeq and is a predicted model, not a curated record. Lineage: Eukaryota; Viridiplantae; Streptophyta; Magnoliopsida; Cucurbitales; Cucurbitaceae. Gene Ontology annotation, biological process: carbohydrate metabolic process. The coding region runs from base 1 to 1050 and encodes 349 amino acids. Gene Ontology annotation, molecular function: polygalacturonase activity.
AUGGCAUAUCUUGUAGCAUUAAGCAGUGCAUGGAGUGGAGCUUGUGGAAAUAAUGGAGGUGGGGUUGUUUUAAUACCAGCACAAGGAAAGUUCUUGGUUCUGCCAUUGUUGCUUCAAGGUCCAUGCCAUGGCGUCAUUCGUAUACAGCUUGAUGGCGAACUGUUGGCUUCCUCUGAUAAGCAAUUUGCCAUCGGCGACCAUUGGCUUAGUAUCGAAAAUGUCAACAACUUGUUCAUCGACGGUUUGGGUCGCUUGACCGGCAGUGGUGCUUCUGCUUGGCCUUCCAACUCUCUUAACCGUCCCAUCUCUAUGAAAUUCAAUAAUGUCAAUACUGCAAGUAUCAAGAACAUAAGCUCCUUCGACAGCAAAUUCUUCCAUUUUGCUGUGCAUGCAUCUCGUGAUGUGACGUUUGAUAACGUUACAGUGGUAGCUCCAGCAAACAGUCCCAACACAGAUGGAAUCCACAUUUCAACGUCAAGUGGUAUAAACAUCAUGCAUUCGACAAUCGGUACUGGAGAUGAUUGCAUCUCAUUGGGUCCUGGAAGCAAAAUGAUCAACAUAAGUAACGUUCAUUGUGGUCCUGGUCAUGGAAUUAGCAUUGGUAGCCUUGGAAAGAACCCAAACGAAGAAGACGUCUUUGAUGUCACAGUAAGAGACUCCACAUUCAUUGGCACAUCCAACGGUGCGAGGAUCAAAUCAUGGUCGUCUCCGUAUUCCAGUAUGGUUAGCAAGGUCACAUUUCUCAAUCUCCAAAUGAACAAUGUCAAAAACCCUAUCAUCAUCGAUCAAAGUUAUUGUCCAGACUCUUGCGCUCCAAAUAAAAUGAAUAAAUCAAUGGUGCAGAUUAAAGAUGUGAGAUAUCAAGGCAUAACGGGGAGUUCAAAUACACCAGUGGCAGUAGAUUUUGAAUGCAGCCAAGUUCUUCCAUGUCAAGGCAUAGUGUUACAAGACAUUAACCUUACUUUCAAUGGUGGUGGGAAGACAACUUCCAUUUGUCAUAAUGUUAAGGGUUCUGCAUCUGGUCAACAAUUACCUCCCUCUUGCCUUUAA